CUUGACAACUUGGCUGCUCAGUUCUUAAUUAAAUAUCUGCAAAUAAGAAAGAUUGACAGGGGUGAUUAGAGUCUUUGUAAAUGAUGUUUUUGUUUUGAUUGUUCUUGGGCAAUUGACUAAGAGGGUAAAGCGUUAUUGAUCCCUUCAAAGGACCUUCAAAGCAUUACAUAUUGGUAUCAAAUUCGUACCAGAGAAAGAUAAUGAUUAUAUAUAUAUUUUCUCUUUUCAUUAAAGCUCAAAUUGUGAGACUCGCAAAUGGAGCUAGAGAAAGUGAAGGGCGUGUGGAAAUAUUUCAUGACGGUGAAUGGGGAACGGUUUGCGAUGACCACUGGGAUAUCAACGAUGCAGACGUCGUAUGCAGAAUGCUGAAUUACUCAAGAGCUUUACGAGCUCCUGGAAAAGCAUUCUUUGGCCGAGGGAAUGGCAAAAUUUGGCUCGGUAGCGUUAACUGCCGAGGUAAUGAGACCUCCCUUCCUCAGUGUGGACACCAGGGUUGGAAUGUAGACAGUUGUGAUCAUCAUGAAGAUGCUUCUGUUAUCUGUGAGAGCGAAGCAGCACAUUUUGAAUCAAACAGUUUUAUUCUGGCUUGUGGGUCUGGACGGAGUUUACUAUAUCACAUCCCACUUGACACAGACCUUCCAGAGAAAGGAUUACCUCUUGCAAUACAGACGAACAAACCAUUGGCAGUAACGUUUCACGGCAAGGGCCAAAUGGCAUACUGGACAGAACAAUCAGGAUCCAUCAUUCGUGCCCAUCUAAAUGGAAGUUCUAGGCAGGUUAUAGCUUCAGGAUUGACCCAUCCGGCAGGUAUUGCUAUAGACUACAUCGGCCAGAAUCUGUACAUAGCUGACCAAGAUGGCAUCAAAGUGUCAAGGCUUGACGGUUCAUAUCAGAUGCUGCUUAUCAACUCCUCAGAGGCGUGCCAUGGAAUUGCUCUAGAUAGCGAAGCAGGACAUAUCUACUAUACCUUAACUGGUGUCAGUUCUCAAAUACGGCGCGCAGAUAUGGAUGGUAGAAACGUCGUAAUCUUGGUGAAUGUGACCUCCAUUAGAAGAACUACACUUGACAUAUCACUAGACAAAGUUAAAAAACGACUGUACUUUUCAGACGAAAGUAAUAACCUGGUCAAGUAUCUUGACCUUGCCAGUUACAAGACUCAUUCAGUGCUUUCUGGAAACCCUCGUGGACCGGUUGGUCUCACCUUGUUCAACGGAACUCUUUACUGGACUGGUGUUGGAGCAGCGAUGUUUAGUGGAGCCAUAUACAAGGCUGAUGUUAACAACGUCACUUUUACCAGCCCUAUUCGUCAGGUUGUAGAUCUUCUUUCGCACCCCACAGGAUUAUACGCUCACGAUGCUAGAAUCAGCGAGUCACCAGCCUCCAACCAUUCAUGUGCACAAGACAAUGGUGGUUGCUCCUACCUUUGUUUAAUAAACCCGCCAGGUUACAGAUGCGUCUGCCCUGGAGGGCCAUGCCAGACAACAGUUACUUCAUCGGUCUCUGUUUCAAGCUCAUCUUCAAUAAGUUCGGCUUCCGCCUACUCUAGUCUUCCUACGCCGUACCUCAGCAUGGCCAUUUCUUCUACUCCUUCAAAAGUUUAUUCUUCGCCCACAAAACCGGUCCCCGCCACCACAUCUUUCGUCAAUUCGAUUUCUGCGACUACUACUCCUGUUACUGAUUACUGCUCCACAAACGACCCAUGCGAGAACGGAGGCAGCUGCCAAAUGGAUGGUCCCAGCUACACGUGUGUGUGCAUACAGUAUUUCCAUGGCCAGCACUGCUCAAUAAACUAUAGUGGUGGAACUGUUGUUAUUGUAAUACAGAUACCAGGCAAUCAGUUGAAUAUAACGGAACUGACGGACAUCAUCGUCAAAAUCUUGAACAGUUUUUGCGAAGGUGAAAGUAACAGAUGUCCAGUACCACUCUCAGAGGGCACAAGGAGAAAACGAGCGAUAAAUCAGAUGACUUUCACAUCGGAAGACAUCAUAGUAACGGAACCCAAGCCAGUCGACGAAAACCUUCAAGUAGAGUUGGCUAUUGUUAAAACUAUGCCUGACGGUUCCUAUGUUGUUAUCUCAAAUGAAAAACUCACUCAAAUAUUACUCGAGUCGGCUGAGGAAAUUAAUCAAGGACUCAAUGGAACGAUAAUAAACAUUACACCAAAAUUUCCCGGACCGACAACAAAAACAACGCCGUACAGUGAAAAGACAACAACGAUAACACAAACAACGCCAGAAGUAACAAAAACACCUGGAACAACUACCCAGGCACCGGGAGGCCCGGGUGAAGUGGCUGCCAGCACAGGAGGCAGUAAUGGGGGAGUUAUCGGUGGUGUUGUCGUGGCUGUGCUUGUUAUUAUCAUCAUGGUUAUAGCAUUGGCAGUCUGGUAUUUCAGGGUAAAAAUCCCCAGUCUUCCAUUUUCAUACAAAAAGAAUUCAAAUGUUCCUGGUCCUGGCCCACGCGUUGCAGCGUUUGAGAAUCCAGGGUACGACAAUACCCAAGGAUUUGCCACAGGUGAUGAUGGUCUCUACAGAGACCUACCACAACCAGUGGUUCUCUCUCCAUAUGAAGAUCUGAAUGAAUUUGGCGCUGCAAGCAACCCCAUUUAUUCUGAAUUUGGCAUGACAAAGCUAGGCUCACAAGAUAAACGUGGAGGAUCCUUGAGAAGAUCUGAUGUCGAGAAGAAUAUGUUUGGCAGCCAACCGAAAAUGUCUUGGGUCGAUAACGAAAACCUCACCAACGACAAUGGCAACGAUGGUGAUUUCGGAAGUAAAGUAUCUUUGCGGAGCAGUGCUUCCAUCAAGAAGUUGAAAGCCAACCAGGUGGACAUAACGGUUCAAGGUGAUGAAGAGGAAACUGAAAAGAAGGAAUCUGCAAUGGUGCCCGAUGAUGGUGUUUGUAAGGAACAGGAAAAUAAAGGUCAANCUGUGCUUGUUUUGGAGACCGGUGACGAGCUCGAAAAGGCGUCCGAAAUGUGAAACGUGUGCCUGAUGGAAAACAAUUCCUUGCCUUCGUAUUUCGAGUUUUCGGAUUAAUUCCAUUUUUACAAAUGUGUGAUUUUACUGUUAAAUAGACGUCUUUUGUGCUGGUUGCUACAGUAAGCUUUUAUCGUAACAUGUAACAAAUCAAGCAUGAAAACGUAUACCUCAAAAAGCUGAUAUGGAACCCUUUUUUCUAUAAAAAGAAAAAGACGCAUGAAGCAUAACGACUUGUACAUUUUCAAAGGAAAAAAAUAAUGACAAUUUUGUUAGAAUGAAUUUUUUUUUAAAAUUUGAAAACUUUCAAGCAUAGCGUUGAUAAUAUCAAUGCCGCUUUUUACAAAAUGGCCAUGCUCAAUAUAUUUAAGCAAUGGACCGCAUUUUCCAAGGAUUUACUAACGCAAUGAACCAACUCGGGAUGUUGAAAGAGCUCAAAAAAAGCUUGUAAAUCUAAUCCUUUUGUCGACUAGUAUAUAUAGGCUUUUCCAUCGAAAGAAUAAAAGAAUACUGAAAAUGAAAAAAAUGAAAGCAUUGAACCCGGCCAGCAAACAGGUGAUUUUCCGAUUUUUCGUCAUGCGACAAAACUGGAUUUUGUCGUAAGGGAAUCAGGAAUCGGUGUAAAUUUCUGUCUGAAAAAAAAUCUUCAAGAUUAUAUUUCGACCAAUUUCUCUAGUGAAUGUUAAAUAAAAAGAUAUUCCCGUUUGAAAUAUUAUGCCUGCCAGUGAAAGAGGAAACUCGUUUUCUCUCAAGUUCCUUCACUUCCACUGCGGGUGGCAAGAAACUUCAUUUCAGUGGUCAACGCUAAGUGUUAAUAAACUGAUAGACCAAAAGAAGACUAAAAAAAUAAGUCGGGAAUUCUUUGUCUUUCCACGUAGUGCUGCCUUAUCGGUAACUGGGUGGUUACCGGGACAAUGGUAAUUGGUUUCACCAAUCAGAGCACUCGGAGUGUCUCUGUUUUAUGCAGUUUUGUAGAUCUUGGACUUCUAUUGUAUACUUACCAGAUAGUUGUCAUAAAAAUUGUCAUUUAAAAACUUUUUUUGCAACGUUAGUAAUUAGUAAAUGGAAAUAACUAUUACGUUA
Molecule: messenger RNA, 4058 nt
Organism: Orbicella faveolata
Lineage: Eukaryota; Metazoa; Cnidaria; Anthozoa; Scleractinia; Merulinidae
Cellular component (GO): membrane
Source: RefSeq, a predicted model, not a curated record